This is a messenger RNA of Monodelphis domestica (gray short-tailed opossum), 3587 nucleotides long. RefSeq names its product coiled-coil domain containing 71 (gene CCDC71). Lineage: Eukaryota; Metazoa; Chordata; Mammalia; Didelphimorphia; Didelphidae. The record is from RefSeq and is a predicted model, not a curated record.
AUAUGUCCUUUUGGAGAAAUCCCUUUGGAGGAUCUCUGAUGAGGAUCGCUUGGGAAGAAUCUCUUGAGAGAGGCUCUGGAGAGAGGCCCUUUGGAACAGUCUCUGGCUGGAAGGCUGUCUGGUGAAGUCAGCUGAGAUGGAGCUGGCCUGGUGUCACUAGAAUCCUUGUUUAGGCAGACCUUGUGGUGUCAAGCACUGGUUUGUGGGCCCUGGACAGCUCUUCACAGCCUAAUGCCAUGAAUGUGGAGGUGGAUAAUGUGGAGGAGAAAGCUGUCCAUUCAUGGUCCAGAAUCUCCUCUGCAGGACAGAAAGCCUUGGAGGAAGCACUCUUGGUCUUCAACCCCAUGUCCAAGGACCUCAGUGACACAGAGGCCCAACUUGUGGCCUUUCUCCAAGGUCUCCGGGAAGAGGGCUACCAGCCCACUAUCCUUAGGAGCAAGGAUGUGUAUGGCUAUAGCUCCUGCACAGCCGAUCCCCCCAGCCAAACCAAACACCACGUUGGCCCUUCGACUCAGGCCAAACCACUGCCCUCGGACGUUCCCAGAGCCACUUCCAGGAGUUUGCUGGCUGUUCCAGGGACCAUCUUGGGGAGGUCUUCUAAAGUCUCUAGUUCCCCAAUAAUCAAAACCAGCUCCACCAAUCUUUUGUUGAACUCCCUGAAACAGUCAGGCUCAGGCGGUGGCAAGAACUCAUCUGUGGGCUUCCCCACCCACAUGUACCCUGGGGUAUACCCGGCUAUGCGGCUCUCUGUUGUUCUAGAAGCCUUGGUCCCUUUAAAGGCUACAGCAUCCUGUUUAAACUCCAAGUACAAGCCUCUGGGGAUCUCAAAUUCAGACCUUAAGCUGCUGAAAGGCUCAGGGAGAUCCCGGCAAUCAGCUCCUAACAAAACCACUAACAAAGGACACCGGUGUUUGAUCCGGAAAGCACCAGACCGGGCUGCCCUCCCAAAGGGUGGCCGUCGGGGUCCCAGUGGUGGUGUCCUUCGAGAGAGCAAUGCUUGCAAGGCCUCGGGCAUCCUAAAUGGUAGGCGUCGAAAGAAGGGGACCCAAGUGAAGACUUCCAAGAGAGGGGCCAGGACUGCCUGUAGAGGUGGCAGAGGCAGCCAUCCAGAAGCCACAGGGCCAAAGAGGAAAAGGGCAGAGGAGGCUAAAGAGACCCCAGCCAAGAAGAAGAGCAAGUUGGGGCCUGGACUAAGCAAAGCUAGGCUAGUGCCAAGCUCACCAAACCUCCUGAAGUUCCGGGUCAUCAAAGUAAAUAAGCGAUUCUCUGAUGAGGAGGUGCGGCAGAGAGCACAGAAGAUCCUGAGAGUCAAUUUGUCUCCAGUGAUCCGUAUCCAGCCACUGCCCCACUCUGUCCCCUGAUUGACUCAAGGUCCAGUCCAGGGCCCAUUUCCCUCUGACCCAGCCAGUUCACACACCACUUCCCCCCUCCCUUCCACUCAUCCACCCUCCCCUGUGGAAAGGGGGAGUGAGAGACUUUGAUUCUCCUGUCGGUGGCUGGAGCAGCAGGGGUGUUGGGUGACAGUGUGUUAGCUGAUACCUGCAGACUCUGGGCAGCUUGCUCCAUUCCUGUUUCAGGCUCUCUGGCCACCAGGCCCCUGGGACUGCCUAACAAGCUCUGAGCCACAUUCAGAAAUGCAGGGAGAUGCCUCCCCCAUCCCAAGGGAGAAAGCAGGGUCUUACUACCUGCUCUCAAAGAGCCACUUAUGGCCUCACCCCAACAGACCUUCCCCAAACCCUUGGGGGAGGUAGUUUUGUCAUGACGUGAUGCACUGUGAUUUGUUAUUUUCCAAGCUCUAUGUUUACUGAUUUCAUUUUGAUCAAGUUUUAUAUCUUUAUAUGCCCCCUUUACCCCCCCCCCCCCCUCCAUCCCAGGCUCUGUCUCUUCCAUCAGGCUCAGAGCUUGGGGUUUCUUCCCUCUUUUCAGAAUUCAUCUACAAUUCCUCUUGUUUUGGGUCCUCUCCAUGCUUCUAGGAAAGUUCUUGCCACUGAAAGAGUGGCGAGUGGAUUGAUUUCAGGAACAGAUUCAUUGAUAGCCCUGGCUCUUUCCUUCUACAUUAGUGCCAGGGGACAGGUCUGUUGCCUGCCUACCUGGUGACCAUCACCUCGAGUACAUUGAUCUCAGUGAGGCAUUUCCUAAGUGCUGUUGGGGGUGCAGCAGAAGGAGCCAGCAUGUAAACUGGUAGCAUCACCUGAUAUAAUGUUUGGGAUUUGUUCUAACUUCCUUUGGGUGGUUAUGGGUGUCUCUGCCUUCUUGGAGUUUAUUUCUCUGGGUAGAUUUGGGCAGAGGCCAGCCCAUUCCUUCUGUCCUGAGACUACCUGGGUUUGAGCCUUGUGAGCAAAAAAGAGAAUCAGGUGGCCAGGCCAUUCUUUCUGCAAGAUCCUAGGGGAGCCUGCCAGGUGAGUAAGUAUAAGGUUGUGACCCUUGAGCUGCUAUCUCUGCCAAGAGAGGAAAAGAGGAUUUUUUUUUCUACUUCCCUGGGGACAGAACCAGACAGUGACUCCUUGUCUCCCAUCCUUGCACACCAUGAGUCUGUGGGCAACCAUCCAGAGCUUCAAGGCCUUUCCUCAGGGCUGCUGAUUCCCUCCUGGCUGCUACUUUCCCCCCAGGGCCUUAUCUCUAAAUCCCUGCAGCUAGACCUUGAAGAAUUGUGGCUGUCUAGCCCCAGCCUUUUUCCCCACCUUUCCCUUCAUCCUUCCCAAGAAUCUGGUCUCCUCCCCUCCUUUCAACUAGUCAUACUCUAGACUCUUGGCCCUGAGAGUGUGUGUUGAGGGAGAGAGGAGAGUCUGAAGAGAUCUGUUCAGUCUCUUCCCACUGGGAACAAAAGGAUAGUUGGAGGCAGGAAUGGCCUGGAAGACCAAUGGUCAUUGUGUCUCAGGACCAAGACUUUGAGGCCUUAAUCCACCUCAGACCCCAUAUGGGCCUGUGGAACAGAGCCCGAAGCGAUUGAGCCAGGUCAAGCCAUGCCCCUUCCCAGUUAGGGGAGUAUUCUGUUUCCAGGUUGGCUUCUGGUGCCUGUGGGAGAAGUUCUCCACUAGCUUCACAUUCAUACAAGUUGGGGAGGCUGGGGUACGACUGAAAGGUUUGGUCACCUCCUUGGCAACAGAAAGUAUUUCCCAGCUGGACCCUGGACUCUCAGAUGGGGGGCUGAGCUGGCACUCCCCCCCUCAAAUUUGAAUCCAAACAAUGUCCCCUUACCCUUCAUCCUGCCCUCGAGUCAUCUACCCUAUCCUUGCCCUCUGCUGUCUAUGGGUCCCUCAGUCCAUAGUGGCCAUGGUGGGGGUGGAGCCUAGAAGGCAGGUCACCAUUCCUUCCCUGGUUGGUGUCCUUUGUGACUUUGGGAAACUUGAGGACCAGACCCUUAUCCCUGCUGCGUGUUCAUUGGUUUGUUUGUGACGUCUCCACGGAUGCGGAUCUGUGAUGUUCGGUAUGCAGUUGUGGCCUGUGAAGAGUGCAACUGACUUCAGGGGAAGGCCCUCAGGCUGCUGGGGUCUGGGGUUUCACUGGCAUUUAAGUUAAAUGGGAAUUAUUGACCACUUGCAGGCCACUUGUUCUGCUGUCCUCAGUAAAUGGUGCUUCAUCCUCUG